Molecule: messenger RNA, 1276 nt
Organism: Camellia sinensis
Lineage: Eukaryota; Viridiplantae; Streptophyta; Magnoliopsida; Ericales; Theaceae
Source: RefSeq, a predicted model, not a curated record
ACGAGCACGAUAUGCAACAUCACCAAGCGCUCAAUCGGUGACGUCUGAGUCUUAAGGUCGGUCAAAAAUGGGGUGUCUACAGAUACCUCCCGGUUAUGGAUUCUGUUGGAAGGUCCUUUCUAUAGGACCUGGUAUCUAGGGGAGUGCUUUGUACACCAGACCCUAGGCCUCGCUGACCCCAUUGUUCUUACUAUCCCUCCUCCAUCGAUGAGGACCACAGAUAGUCUUCCUAUCGAGGCUAUAGUGACAUUAUUGGCGGAACAGGAUGCUGAUCUAUUCUGUGGAGUCGGGGACUACACUGCCUUCAUUCGGACCCAUCUUAUGGCGCCUCUGACCAAAGUUCACGAGGGUGGCACUACUGAUGCACCCGCCACUAGAGGUGCCGCUCCUAUGGUUGAGCCUGAUGCUAGAGGCACUGCCCCUGCUGUUCAUGUGGCCUAUCUUCAUACGAUCCCGACGGCGAUCACAUACUAGCGACUAAAUGGGACAGCACACUAGAUUCCACUUCAGCACCUGGAGGAGAGCGAGUAUGUUCAGGACCCUGAUGUCUAGCAGGUAUACACUUUAUCUUACAAUUUUGUAUUUCAUAUUCCCUUUUUUCUAUACGCUGAUUUUCACACUCACUUAUAGAUACAAGUGGGUUACGUGGAUGGUCUCCUUGAGUUGGUCGACUCCUUGGUCCAUAUGGUGCGGAGGAAUGAGGCAUUGUAUGCCUACCACGAUCAUCAGCCUCCGCCUACACCAACAGCAUCUGUGGCACCUCCUUCAACUAUGGAGAAGAGAAACAGAUGGGUCCCCACACGCGACAGGGGUGAGGGCAAAGAUGCCGAGAGUCAGAAUCAGAGUAGAGAUAGUGAGUCCCUUAUACAGGGGGCUUUCUCAUCUGUAGAGACGACCUUGACCGAUGAGGACACUGAGACCAGGGACACCGAGGAGAUUGCAAGUGAGCACUCUGAGUCUGAGGAUGGAGAUGAUGAUUUUGGCUCAGAGUCACAUCCUUCUGGUGAUAGCGGCGCCAACGGUGAUAGUGAUCUUGAAUCUCGUCCUCGAAAAAGGACAAAGAUUGCUUCCCGAUGCACCUGACAUAGAGGACACUGAUCUUGCACUCCACUUUUCCUUUUCUUUUGCUUUGUAGUACAAAAAUCACGUAGCUUCAGAUAGGUCCUUUUACUGUUGCUUUUUGAAAACUUGCAUUUUCUUUUGUAAAAAUGAUGAUCAAGGUUGAACCCUAUAGUUUAUGAAAGAAAGAAUGUUGUUUUACAUAGCAUCUUGAGAA